UUAAAAUAAUAUUAGAAAAUGGAUAAUUUGUGAUAAAUAAACUUCCAAGAAUUCAGAAAAUGUCAUCAGAAAAUUCGCCCGAACAGGUUAGUCCUCUAGCACCUUUAUAUCCUCCACCAAGACAAAGAACAGGUUAUGUUGAACGACUUAAAAUACAGAGAAACAGAUUAAAGAACAUACAACUAACAGAAGAUACGAGUACAACAGUUAAUAAAUUAUUACCAAAGAUUAAGAGAAGUGAAUUAGCGAGAGUUAAUACAUCUGCCUUGUCUAGAAGUGGUACAUUAGAAUCUAUCAAACUGCCAUCAGUUAUAUCAUUGACUAAUAAAUCUUCUACCUUCAAACCUCACACUAAACUAAAAAAAAAGGAUGAUAUUUUUGUCAAAUCACUUUUAAAUACUUAUCCAGAGCAUGUCUCUCUCCUAUCUAAAUCUUUACCAAGUUUACCAUCAAUACCUGGAUCACCUGGCGAAGAUCUCAACUCUCUACUAGAAGAAGAUAUAGUCUGUGAUCCUAAACCUGUUUAUCAUAGUAAAAACAGGUACCAAAAAAUAGCCUUCCGCAAACAGUUAGAAAAAAGGGACUCGUUAACUGAUGAGGAAGAACUAAAUUCAUUCCGUAGUAACAAGUCUGACAAGCAUCAUUAUAUCAAACAUAAAUCCCGAAUCAAUUUUCACAUACCAGUGCUUCCAUUUGAAAGGGACAACAGCUUAGUUAGCGUGCAGAGUGUUCCUGUUAAACAAGACUUUGAUCCUAUUCAUCUGCCCCGUAGAUACAGGAAAAAGGACAAUGUAAAAGAAAAACAAAGACGUUUUCGUUCUUUAGAUGCCCGAAGUGAUGCCAUGAGUGUAAAAAGUGACAGUGUAUUAAAUAGCGUUAAACCCAAGUGGAAGGAAAACUGUGAUUGUAUGAGAUGUAAAAUGUUAAAACGUCAAUUCAAAGAUGGCGAUGAAAGUUAUAAAUUAUGGGGACAGUAUCCAUGUCAAUUUAAUCCACAUGAAGAUCCUAUAAAUUAA
Molecule: messenger RNA, 1016 nt
Organism: Patella vulgata (common limpet)
Lineage: Eukaryota; Metazoa; Mollusca; Gastropoda; Patellidae
Exons: 3
Coding region: 60-1016 (318 amino acids)
Source: RefSeq, a predicted model, not a curated record